Messenger RNA from Epithele typhae, 696 nucleotides. RefSeq lists its product as uncharacterized. NCBI's taxonomy places the organism in Eukaryota, Fungi, Basidiomycota, Agaricomycetes, Polyporales, Epitheliaceae. The transcript has 5 exons. Bases 1 to 696 code for a protein of 231 amino acids. The record is from RefSeq and is a predicted model, not a curated record.
AUGGCUUCAAGACUUCCGCACAAGCAGCUCGCGUCCCUCUCAAAACGCACCACAAGCUACGUACCAGCAGCACACACGCUUCCCCGGCGAUACCUCUCCCAACGCUUACGCACCUUUGCGACGACCCCCAUCCGCCCCUCCGACCGCGCCGUCCAGUCCUUUCCCGACCCAGACCGGCCCGACCUCUUCUACCACCUCUUCACCCCGCCCACCCAGCUCUCGGCGACGACCCCCGUCUAUGCACUCUCGUUCCUGCCUUCCCCCCCACCGUCGCUCCUCUCCGCGGCCGUCGUCGGAUGGCUGCCCGCCGCGGGCGCGGGCGACGGGGCGGGGCUGAACGACUUCGUCGAGAACGACCGCUUCCGCGCCGCGCUGCACGCGGCGGUGCAGUCCGCGCUGCGCUACGGCGCGGACGAGGUGCAGAAGAACGGCGCGAUGCAGACGCAGGCCGGCUGGAUGCACAUCCACGACGGGCGCAACGUGCCUGCGCUCGGGCGCAUCGGGGACCCGGACGACAUCAUCGCGUCCGUGCGCGUCGAGGGCGGUGAGAUUCUCGCCGAGACGUACCAGCCCAUGCCGUCCUACCGGCUGUGCACCGCCGACGGAGUCGUGCAGCUCACCGAGGGGCUCGCGGCACGUCUGCAGGAGGUCUUGCAGGAGCGCGUUAGGGAUGAAGAGCUGCAGAGGGGAGAUUGA